UCUUUCGAUCAUCACAAGCAGAGAUGGCCGCGUGCGCGACGGACUUGGCGCGCAUGUGUAUGUAUAUAUAUAUACAUAUAUAUAUAUGUACAUACACAUGUUCCGCAGUACGCGGUAUCCAGCGAUAUCGCGAAGCGGCCAGUAUGCACUCGGUCAGAUUCGAGUGUGCCUCGAUCGCGGAUCGCGGCUCAGAGAGUACGAAGAUUUGUUAGUCGCGAUGGAGUUGCGUGAGGUGAACCGCGCGUACGGCACUGCGGAAGAGACAACGGAGCUCCUGCCGCAGCGUGACAACGCCGAAUACGAAAGCUAUUUCAUCGAGUACGCGAUGCAAAAAGAGAUGAUCAAUCGCAACCGAUGUCCCGCGAGCAGACGAUUGCUCAGCCAAGUUGCACAGUUGGAUCACGUUUCCAAUAGCAAUAAUCUCAAGGAUUCACCAUUUGCUGGAAUCAGCAUGAUUCAUACCUCGAGCGCGAACUGGCCGCCAUCCAGAAAGCGCGAAGAGGCGACAGCUUUGGAGAACCUCAGGAAGAGAGUAGAACAAAGCAAAUUAUAUAAAGCGGAUCGAAUCGUCGAUCCAAUUGUAUCUACCUCAUCCUCGACAAACUACGAACAACAGUUGGACAAUCGGCCAAAACUUUUGAAGAAGAUACUUAGCAACCGACCAAUGAGUAUCACGUACGAUAGGAGCGACUUAGAGACUGAUUGGCGCGAUAGCGAAUUUAUCACCGAAUGCCUUUGCUGGCACAACGUUUAUCGGCAACGACACAAUUCACCCCCUUUGACUAUGUCACCCCAGUUGUGCGAGUACGCUCAAUCGUGGGCAAAUCACCUGGCGCACACGAAUACGUUCUAUUACAGAAACGAUCGGAAUGUAGGUCAUAAUCUUUAUUGUCGUCCCGGUGGUGCUGUUCCCGGUGAUGUCACAGGACAGGAAGUGGCAUCCUACUGGUACUCUGCCGUGCGACAGUACGACUUCCUCAAAGAACCGGAUGUUCUUCAUGCUAACGUCAAUGCAGGUCACUUUACUCAGUUGAUAUGGGCGAGCAGUCGUUAUUUCGGGGUCGGCAAAGCGCGCAGCAGAAGCGGCAAGGUGAUCGUGGUGGCGAACUAUGAGCCGGUGGGCAAUGUGUCCGGUCAAUUUCAAAAUAACGUGAUGCCGCCCGUACCUGAGAACAUGAAUGUGGUGAUGUCGCCACCGCCCGUACGGGUGCCGCGGGAGCACUACGAGUUGCUGAGGUCGACGCCGCCGUUGCCGCCUCCGUUACCAUCUCCGUUGUCGGAUACCGCGUCCACCGGUAGUGACACCAUGUCCAUCAGUUCCGGUCAAUAAUACCACGGUCGUACGAAAUGCCUUCUCUGUAUCUGCGCGCGAUGGGCCGGACGUUGAAGAAAAAAAAAAGAGAAAAAAGAACAAGAACACUUUUUCCCACGUGCUGAUGAUCUCAAAAGACUUCGGACACGCGACACACGAUGACCGAUAUCUCUGCGAAAAAAAACAAACGAGUUUACGUCGCUCGUCACGUAACGCGAAACGUCUCGAAAAUAUUCUACAAGUCUUUCAGAAAUGUUGAUACAAAUGAGGCAUUUCUCUCUCUCCUGUUGAUAUAUACAUACAAAAUUUCUCGAAAGCUUCCUCGAAAGCACGAUGACGCAUGGCUGUGAGUCCGUAGGCAUCAAGAAAAACUAGAGAGAAUUUUCGAAUAAGUUUAGUGAUCCGAGAUGCUUCCAUAUACAAUAGAUCUUUCGUUUCAGCUCAAUCAGAUUAGUGUUAAAUUUUCGAUCAAAUCUGCUGGCCUCUAAUUGCGCUUAUGUGGAAUAUUAACUUCCGCUUAUUAUUAUGAUCUCUUUGGUUAGCGACGGGUGCUAAUAGUGAUGUAAAAAAAAUCGAUAUAUCGGUAAAAAGCAAUUAAUGUAACAAUAACUAUAUAUUGCGUGCAUUGUAUUUAUUGCACAAUGUAACGUAAUUGUCUUUCUGACUGCAAUCGGGAAAUAGUGAUGAGAGAACAAGUGAAGCAAAUGUAACACUGCGGAUAUUUCAACACACAUACACACACAUAAUAUAUUAAUAAUUUUAAUAUUAACAUAUACACAGAUAAUCUCUCGUUAGAAUGUAAUAAUCACACCAGAUUUCAAUUAUCAUUAUACGCUCACAGUAAUUAACUAUUGGACAAUUUAGCCAUGUUACCUUUGCUUCACUCAGAUCGCAAUUAUCUCGAAAAUUUAUUCUACUCAAUAAUUUCUACAGAAAUGUCGGUCACCACAGAUUUUACUCUCAACUACCGCUUGCAAAAGCAAUGAUAAUCAAAGGUACAUCGAGCUUCGCCGUCGAUCGGCAGCUGAUAGUACAUACGUUAAGUACGUAAUUAUAAAUUUAAAGCGAGCAGUACAAUCGGCGAUAUAAAAAUCAUUGACAGUGACGUAACGUUUUAAAGGAAUUGCGUCAUUGUCAUUGUGAGAAAUAACAUAGAAGCUCAAAUUUAAAAUCACCAUAAGUAUUGUAUUAUUCCAUCGCCAUUAUUUCCGACAAUUUGUGACAACAGAAGCUAAGAAGUAAAGAGAAGAAAAUAUUUACACAUGUAAUAAAACUUCCUUCGAGAUUGUUCUAAGUAAAUUUAAAUUCGCUGAUCAUUCGUUUUGCAUAUUUACACAUGUGCGGAGUAAACAAAGUUGAGAUGACCUCCUACAACACCAAAAACUCUACAUGUCUAUUUUGUACGUUGAUUUAAUAUCGGCUUCCACUCAAGAGAGAGCCGUAGUUAUACGUAAGAUAUACAUAGCUGUACGAUGUAUCUAGUUCGCGAAGAAGCCUAAGUAACGAAUUGCGCCAAGUAAGAAAAUAUAAUACUUUUUGCACGUAAACGAAAAAAAAAAAGAAAAAAUACCUUUCCGUCCUGUUAUACUAAAAACUCAAUAGUUUAUGACGUUGAAUUUCUUAGCGUUUUUAGCAGAUAUUAUAAUAUAUGAACGUUCCUAUAUAUUAAAAAAUCGAAUAUAAUAAACGGGAAGUAGCGUGUGUUCCCCGGAGAUAAUGAAAUCUGGGAAAAUAUAAUUCACCUUAAAAUCGAAAUAAAUCAUGUUGAAACGAAAAACUUUUUCUCGAAAGCGAGAUUACAAUCAGAAACGUUAUAUCGUUGCAAUCCCGCUGACUUGUUCGGAACAAUUUUAGCGGACGUUAAUUUUAAUUUUAAUCAUGGUCGGAAUAAAGUCUGUGCGAGACUCGAAUGAAGCUACAACAAUGGAGAACAGAUGGAGAGGAAUCUGUGUGCAAUUUAAGUUUAUAUAGACACUUAAUAUUCUCUCAAAUUAAAAGUAAGAAAGAAAAUACAUAGAUCUGUAUAUUCACAUCGUCAACGAUGUGUGAGUAUAGAGAUGUGAAAGAUAAACGUAGAUAUAUAUAAUUAGUAAAAUUCUCUUCGUUCUUUUUUAGCGUUAUUGUUAUUUAACGUAAAAGAAAAUUUAUUGAUUUGCUAGUCUUUGAAAAUAGAAUUGCAUACAAAGUCUACGACAAAGUUGGAUGUAAAUAUCACAUAAGCCUGAUUAAACGUUUUUUGCGUGAGAUAUUGGCUUGAACACGAUUUACGUCAAUCAUGAACCAUUUCUCGUUUUUAAAUACAAGAAGAUAAACACGAAUACGUAUACUAAAGUCUAAAGUCUAUCAGAGACUGAUAAUUAUAUGAAUUACACAUAUAAAAACUUAGAGAGGAAAAAAGAGACUAUUAACUUAAAAUACUGUUAAACUUAAUUAACUUAAAAUAUUGUUACAUCAUAGAUAUAUAUACAUAUUUAUCUUUUCUUGUCAACAAUAAUUUGUCGCAAUUUGAUUAAGGCGCGUACUCUAUUCCAAGACAAAAUCAAUUCUUUCAUAUCUCGAUUAUUAGAUGUACAAGUUAGUUUUUCAUAACUUUUCUGGCGUCGAUGCCUUCUACGGAAGGAAGACGGAGAUCACACAAGCUGCACGAUAAAUAACGCGAGAUGAUCGACACACCAGUGACGUACUUCUACAAAUUUGUUUCUUUUUUUUUAUUUUUUUGCUUUGAAAAAAUUAAUAAUUUAACAAAACAGUUAAUUUGUACAUCUAAUGUAUCCAAAUAAAAACGAAUAGAAGACAAUUAAUAGUAAUUGGCGCAAAUUCUACUCGAUAGAACAUGUAUAGUAGAUUUUUGUAAUUCGACCCUGUUGACUCUGAAUAUCAUAGUGCAUAAAUAAAGUAUGCUGUUAUUUUUCACGAACAAGCUGUAGACGAAAAAACCAAUUUUUUACGCGCAUAGCCGAUUAGUAAAUUCACGAUUUUAAAAUAUGAAAAUUUAGAGAGAGAAAAAGAACAUAAAAUGUAAAAAAUAAUGAUACAAAAAUUUAGCUCUUUUAAAUAGAUUUAGAUCUUUGCUUGUAUGUAGGGGAUUUUAUGUAAU
This is a messenger RNA of Pseudomyrmex gracilis, 4409 nucleotides long. RefSeq lists its product as uncharacterized. Bases 86 to 1330 code for a protein of 414 amino acids. Lineage: Eukaryota; Metazoa; Arthropoda; Insecta; Hymenoptera; Formicidae. The transcript is spliced from 5 exons. Gene Ontology annotation, cellular component: extracellular region. The record is from RefSeq and is a predicted model, not a curated record.